CACAAUACCAACGUGUCAUGGCAGCGCCCAUGUUGACUCCUCUGGGUGUACACUUUUCAGUUGGUUACCGAGUUUAGUUACUGCUGCAAACAGCUACAGUAUAUUUAAACAGACAGCAUGGCAGAUGAUGAGGAUGACUUUGAAGAUUUUGGAGGAUUUGAGGCUGCUGAACCUGUAGAACCUCAGAUAGCACAACCAGUGCAAGGGUUACCAGCCACAGCUGUGCCAUGGGCUUUUCUCACUGCAGUGUCAACUGCAGCAGGGAACCAGCCUGAUCUCAUUCAACCCCCAGCAUCAAAGGGACUCUCUUCAGAACAAGACACAAAGCCUCCACAGAGUGAAGAACAGCAAAAUGAACCAUUAUUUCAAGCAAAUUUUGAUCAACCUCAGUUUCAGGGAAAUUUUGACCUGCAAAAUCAUGAUUUAGCUGCUCAGCCUGAAGUUAUUCCAAGGAAUAUAGAAAAUGAACAGGUUGACUCUUCAUCUUCCCUCCAACAAAAUGUGACUGCAGGAGGAGAGGUAACUCCAGAUCUUGCUCAAGUUCAGCAAGUGAGUCAUAGGAGCACAACCUCUUCAACCUCUGAGCCUUCACAAUCUACAAGUCAAUGUGUGGUGUCUGACUUGGAACAGGGUGCACAAAAAGACAGCUAUAAUGCAAGCAACCAUGUAGACGCUAACUCAGUGGAUGCUAAAGGGCAGAGUGUGAGAGGCAGUGAUGUAGGGACUGGGGGAGGUGGAGCUAAGGACUCAAAUGUAGAUGUGCAGGAAGUGAAGCAGUUACAGGAAGCUCUCAGCUCAUCUGAACAAGAGAAAAUGGAAUUGAAACAGGAGCUUGAAACUUUAUUGCACAACAAGCAGCAACUAGAGCAACAGCUGGAAGAAAAUAGAGAAAAACUUGAAACACUAAAGAAAAAGUACGAAGAAAUGCAGGUUAGCCAUGAGAGCUCAUUAGAGGAUUUGAGAAAGGCUGGUCAUGCUGCCCUUGCUGUGGUAGUAGAAGAAUACAAGGAAUUAAGUAAGACUGCAGUAUGUGAACAACAGGUGGCAGCACAGGAACAAAUUAAAGAAGUACUGAAGAGAGAAAGUGAAAGUUGCCAGGAAAUCAUGAAAGGCCAACAAGCAGAUAUGAAUAAACUGUUGGCUGAUGCUAAAGAAGAGAUGAAACAGCAAGCCAAAGAGGCUUUGGAAGAAGAAAGACAAAGAUUCCAGCAGCUACUGGAGACUGCACUAGAAGAGGAAAGGGAGAAGAGUCGUUUAGCUGUUCAGAAGGCUGUGAAGGAAGAGCAAUGUGCUUGUGAAAAAGCUAUAAUGGAAGCAGUAAAAGCAGAGAGUGUGAGGACAACCCAGCUUCUUGAAGAAGAAAGGGAAAAAAUGUCUGUUUUGAUGAAAGAAGAGCAGACAAAAAGUUCAGAAACAUUGGGAAUGGAGCUGGAAAAAGAAAGACAAAGUAGCAAGGAAUUUUUGAAAAAGUGCUUGGAAGAAGAACGACAGACUUGGGAAAAGACAGCAAAAGCCAUGCGUGAAGAUAUGAGUGAAGAUCUGCAGAGGCAUUUUACUGAUCAGAAACAAGCUGACAGUGCACUAAGGCAGAAAUCUCUGGCAACCAUGGAUAUUUUUCUGGAGAGUGCACGCCACCAACUGAAGGUGCUAAUGGAACAAGGGAAGGAGGAUUGCAGUUAAGAAGGGAGGACAAACAAAGCUGAAUCCUCAGUGCCCAAUGAGUCAUUUUAAACAUUACAAUACAAAUUUAUAUGAUGUGGAAUAAGUAUGUGGUGAUAUUUGCAAGUGCAAUUUUAGACCUUUUAUUAGGUGGGAAAGGUGUAUUUUCAUAGCUGUUAUUGUGCACGCACCGGUAUAAGAUCAAUUAUAUACUAGUUGUGGGUGAAAUAAUGAUGUCUAAGUUUGUUGAACUUGAAUUGUUCAUUACAUUCCAGGAGGAAUUUAGUUUUUAGUUUAGUGUAUAAAUUAUU
Lingula anatina is the source of this 1970-nucleotide messenger RNA. RefSeq lists its product as uncharacterized. Lineage: Eukaryota; Metazoa; Brachiopoda; Lingulata; Lingulida; Lingulidae. The record is from RefSeq and is a predicted model, not a curated record. Gene Ontology annotation, cellular component: trans-Golgi network. Gene Ontology annotation, biological process: Golgi to lysosome transport.